Molecule: messenger RNA, 1293 nt
Organism: Guillardia theta CCMP2712
Lineage: Eukaryota; Cryptophyceae; Pyrenomonadales; Geminigeraceae
Exons: 15
Coding region: 1-1293 (430 amino acids)
Biological process (GO): endoplasmic reticulum unfolded protein response
Cellular component (GO): endoplasmic reticulum
Molecular function (GO): protein binding
Source: RefSeq, a predicted model, not a curated record
AUGACGCAUGUGGUUGUGGCUAUAGUCUUGUGCGUUGUUGGAUUCCUAUGGCUGAAGUUCAGUCAAGGGAAGGAGAAACCACAGUCUGCUACGAGUGAGGAAACACGACAGAGCUCCAAGGACAAGGCAAAGAACAACAAGCAAGAAAAGCAAGAACCACCUGCUAAAACGAUAGACAAGAAAGUGAAGAAGGAAGAAAAGCACAAGCAAUGCAUCUUCGAGGUCAAGGGCCACAAGGACGGUAUGAACUGCUUCAUGUUCAGCUCGACAGGCAAGCUUGCAGCGUCUACCGGCGACGACAGGAGAGUCAUCAUCUGGGACGCAACAAAGGUACCUUUAGCGGGUGAUUGCUCCCAUGGCAAGCUUGUCUCCAAUUUACGAGAAUUUCGAUACCAGAACGUCAUUCCCGAGCUCGAUCAACCUGUUUCUGUUGCCUUCAGCCCAGAUGACAUGUACUUUGCUGUGGCAUACGCUACCAGCAAAGAGAUCAAGAUAUUUGCUGUCAAGGGGGUCAAGGAAGGAGCCAAGGUCUCCAUCAAGACCAACGUGGCAAAGUCCAUCACGGAGAUGCACUGGUCGUACAACGGGAAAUUUCUGGCGAUCUGCUCAACGGACGACAAGGAGAGCGUUAGACUGUUCAAGGCGUCCGGGGAGCCGCUGGGGGUGAUCAACCCUGGGGCCUUAGUGGUCUAUCACUGUGUCAUCUCUCCGGAUUCAAGAUUCGUCGCUGUGGCCUCGAUGCAGUGCGAUGUUAAGGUGUGGGAGGUCGGAGCCGACAAAGAAGGCUUCAGGCUCUUCGGAAAGGUGAUGGAGUUAACGGGGAGAAGCGGAGGAGGAGGGGCAACGGGUCACUCGGCUGCGGUGCAUGCUGUCGACUUUGGCGGGAGCUCUCCUGCUAUACUGGUUUGCGAGUCAACAAGGGCAGCAACGGUCUCCAAGGACGGCAAGUGCAAGAUCUGGAACAUCGACGUUCGAUACAAGAUGAAAGAGGACCCGAAAUGCUUGCUCACGAUUGAUGCGAUCGAUAGCAAAUCGAUCGAUCUUGUAGCGAUCGCCCCUGGUAAGGACAGCCCGAUAGUAGCAACAUGGAGCAAGACUGCCGGCCUCUGCUUCUACAAGCUCCCAACAGGAGAGCUUUUGUCCCAGAUUCACUUGGAGGAGACGGGGCAGGUCUUUCAGAUGAUCUGGAGUCCUGAUUCCCUCACGGACAAAACUGGCAAAGUUUACCAGCACGUCCUCUGUACAGUGUCCAAGGAUGGAAGGACUCGGGCGUGGGUACCCAACAGCGACUAG